AUGGAUGGGGAUCAAUAUUGUAAUAUCACCUAUAGAAAAAAACAAACUCCAAAAUUAAAUGUUAGCUUGACAGAGGAGACAGCUGUAGAUAUUGAAAAUAGUUCAUUGCUAGAUUCAUCAGUGAACAGUUUACCUGCCACUUCAAAAAAGGAUUAUACUUUACUUGAAGAAUACGAAGAAAUUAUUUCUACAUUAAAAUUAAGGUUAGCUUCAGCUGAUGAAGAGAUUGAAAAUUUGAAUUUACAAAAUAUACAAUUAAAGAUGAGUGUUGAAAAAUCAUCAAAAGUGAUAGCAUUGUAUAAGAAGAUUGGCAUUACGGAAAACUUGUUGAAUGCUGUUUCUACUCCGGUUAUACGAAAGGUUAAAAAAGUAUUUUCCGAUGUAUAUCCAGUAUCACCUAGGCACAGCAUUCCAGAAACAAAUGAAAUUUCAACACAAACAACAGGAAUUUCUAUGACGAAACAUCUUGGAAAGCCUUUCUCAUUUCUCAUUCCCCCUGAGACUAUAAGUGAAUUGAGAGACAGUUCCCUCCGCCCCGCCAUCUACAGGGGGUCGUCAGACAACACCAACAGCGUCUUGAGUGAACCAAAGAAGCCGACCCCGGCGACUGUUACGGUACCAGACUAUGAAUAUAGGGAAAGAUCUACUCUGCCUCCUAUCUAUAGAGCAUUCUCAGACUAUGCUAACAACGUUUUAAGGCAAGAUAAGAAUCAAGGGUUACAUGAAAAACCAGUCUAUGAAUAUCAGAACAACAUAGCUAAUUACAAAAAUUACAACACCAACCCAGGAACUACUCAAGAGAACAAUGGAGAUCAUAACUAUGGUGAUAACUACGCCUUCUCUUAUACUGUGAAGGAUCACAAAACCGGAGACGAUUUCUCUCACUCCCAAAGCAGUAGUGGAUCAGCUACGAAUGGAGAAUACAGGGUUCGGUUACCUGAUGGCCGUAUGCAGAUCGUAUCCUACACAGCAGACGAAGGAGGCUACAAGGCAGAUGUCAGAUAUGAUGAUAUUGAAACCUCAAGUGAAAAUAACAAUCCCUUAACAAAAGAACAUAGAUUCGAUGAUUUCGACUAUCGUUAUUUAAAUGACCGUUAUGCAAUAAAUAGUUCCAAAGGGUUAAAUAAUAACGAUAAAGCUAUUUCUUAUCACGAUCUCAAUGAAGACAACCUUUACGUUGAUUAUGCAGAUAAAAAUAAGAAAUCAUAUGCAACUAACUAUAAUAAUGAUAUACUGGUAGGUAAAUUAUUUACUGGUAAUAACAGCUACAAGUUAUACCCAAACGAUAACGUUUCUUAUAAUAACGAUAUCAAUGGUGAUAUAUACAAUGAUAAAAUAAAUCAACCAAAUUUAAAUGACUAUGAUCUGUACGAAGACAAAGAUUAUUCGUCAGAAAACGUAAAUUAUCAGCCUUAUACAAGCAAGUAUUCGUUGUAUCAAGAUGGUAACAGCGCUGUUAGUAACACCGAUUCAGUUAAAUCUACUGUCGUACCACCUUACCAUGAAAUCAAAGAUUUAUUUGUUACUAAAAAUCCAGUGCUUUCUUUAGCAGACCGACAAGAAUCAAUUCCUAACAGAGUAGUUACUAUAGAACCAAAAAAGCAUUCCUUUUUUACUAAUAUUAAGAAAGUUUUAACUGCUGCUUCGUUACAUUCAGAUGCACUCCGGGUCUUAGACGGCGCAUCUUUGGCGUAG
Molecule: messenger RNA, 1695 nt
Organism: Arctia plantaginis
Lineage: Eukaryota; Metazoa; Arthropoda; Insecta; Lepidoptera; Erebidae
Source: the annotation of a GenBank genome assembly